Molecule: messenger RNA, 12399 nt
Organism: Sitodiplosis mosellana (orange wheat blossom midge)
Lineage: Eukaryota; Metazoa; Arthropoda; Insecta; Diptera; Cecidomyiidae
Gene: Galphas
Product: guanine nucleotide-binding protein G(s) subunit alpha
Exons: 10
Coding region: 2438-3592 (384 amino acids)
Biological process (GO): adenylate cyclase-activating dopamine receptor signaling pathway; sensory perception of chemical stimulus
Cellular component (GO): heterotrimeric G-protein complex
Molecular function (GO): GTPase activity; GTP binding; G protein-coupled receptor binding
Source: RefSeq, a predicted model, not a curated record
GAGAGAGAGAGAGACUCAAGCGAAUGCAUACACUCACCGAAUGAAUGAAAGAGAAUGCGCUGAGGUGAAAAUGUAAACCAAUCUAAUAUCUCAACUAUGUUUGUACACAUAUUACAGUUAGAGGCUAGAGGACAUUUCGACACAUUUUACGAUUUUUUUUUCUACAGUGCAUAGCAUCAUCAUUCGUGCACACGUAAACGCAACUCAAUUGAGUGAAAAACGCACAACACAAAUCGAUCUCUGUCGCGCGCGCAGUUUGCUUUCGACAAUUUUUUUUUGCUCAACUUCAACAUUUGUUUCGGUCUCAUCUUUCGAUAAAUUUCCAUUCACCGCAAUUUUUUCACUAUAGCUUCGCGCUGAUUCUUCGCAAAAGAGUUUAUUUUUAUAGUUUUGUUCAAAAAAAAAAAAUCUCUUCCCAUAGAAAAAAAGUAAAUUUUCAUUCGGAAAAAAUUUGUUGUAACGAAUACAUUUAGUAUUAUCAUAGGUACAGUUGAAUCAUUGAAUUCAUGAUAACGUGUAAAUACGUGAAAAAUGAUUCACGAUUAAGUGAAAAGGUCGCUUCGAAUCGAACGGAAAGCAACAAUUUUUUUUGCACUAAUGUGAACCACGUAUCGUAUCCUGACACAUUGUAAAAUAAAGUAAAUGAAAAUAAGUGUCGUUUUCUGAAAUGACUUGAUUAAAACUGUAAAAUUGACAUUGACACCUACACCAAAUGUUUCUGUUCGCCGUUGCUUCGAUGACUUUCGCAUUCAAUGGAGCCGUUUUUUUUGUGUGUGUGUUAUAUUCUAAGCGAGUCAAACGUAUUCAUUUCUCAUGAAACCCGUGGAUAAGCAAUUGUAAUCAAAAGGAAGAAAGGAAAAAAAAAACGGGAGAAAAACGUAAAAUAAAAUUGACGAAAUUUGAAAGCCGCAUAUGGGAUUGGGUUGACAGCAUCUAUUCAAGCAUCGAAAUUAUGAAUUACUUGGGCAUUUGAAUCAGCUUAAUCGCCUGUGUGUACCAUACAGUUGUAACCGAAAAAAAAAACACAUAAUAACGGAGCAAAGAAUACGGACAGAAGCGGUUGGAGAAUCGGCGAAUUGUUGCGUUUUCAUUGAAUAAUUAACGCAUACGCACAUCUACUGUUUGUCGAAGACAGACACACACACAUACACACACACACAAAGCAUACACACAUUCGCGAGCGCAACCAGAGAGUAAUAUUAGACAGCAGCAACGGCGAAUAGAAAAAAAGAGAAGGCACAUAGAACACACACGGAACAAACAGAGAACCAUUACAUAAGAAACAAUGAGACAAGACUAAGCAAAGCGUGGUCAUCGAAGAUCAGUUAAGCAGCAUAUCAACAGAAAAGAUCGAUCGAUCGACGACGACGAAGGCGGUAAGAGAAGCAAAACUGGAAUCUCGUGUGUGUGAGAUAGAGAAACAGCAACAAACGAUCAACGAGAUCAAGUUGAAACAAAGAAAAAACAGUGAGACAAAAAAAGGGAAAAAGUGAUCGAGAGGGAAAGAAAAGCCCUUUUAAUGAAACGCGUUUCGUUCACUAAACACAAAAUCACUAAAGUGCUAACAAAAGCCCAAAUGGAAUUCAACAACAACAAGAAAAUAAAACAAAACAAUAACUAAUGAAUGUACAAAUCGACUUAAGAAAACAACCAAUUUCGACAAUUUCGAACAGGGGAGCCAACAAAUAUCGACGUUGAACAACAUACAUACACAAAAGAAAACAAGAACAAGACGAAAAAGAAAGAAAAAAAUAGAGUUAAAAACUAGCGAAAAACGAUAGCUCAAAUUACACAGCGUUUUACACUUGGCGUCAUCAUAAAACAGUAAAAUAAGUCAAAUAACUUUGGAUCUUCCUGUUCAGUUUGUGUGUUUGCGGUUGGUGCGUAUGCGAAAUUUUCGUACGCACGUGCGUUUGUGUAUUUACAUAUAUCAAUUGUUUCGGACAAAAAGAUAGAGCCGAUCGAACGAUCGCCAACGUGAAAACUAACCACGCGCGGCGUAUUUGAAUCAUAGUCUCUUAACAUUUUUUCCCGCUGCUGGAGUGAACGUCAUUUAUUAUCAUUUGACUGGAAAGACGAAAGCGGAAAAAAACUCUCAUUUAUUCCUUCACAAGUGAAUUGGCCUCGAACGAUCACCGUCGCAUUGGUUCGUUCGAAGCGCAUCUGGCGUGUGAGUGUCACGACGACGACGACGACGACGACGACAACGACAACGACGGCGAGCUAGAGAGUGUGAGAGACAGAGAAGAGCGAACCGUGUGUGAGUGUGUGAGAGAGCGACGACGCAGACAAACGGCCAACACAUCGAUUCACACAAGGGUUUGGUUCGCAAAAAACCUACAUUAGGCUGGCUCGUAACGGUGAAACAAGGGGGACCGAGUCUCCCGACACAUCACCAGAAAACGCGGCCACCUGUUGGUGGACACCAUUUGUUGCUAUGGGUUGCUUUGGUUCAGCCGGAUCAAAGCAAACCGAAACCAAUAGUAGUACAGAAGAUACAAAAAGUCAAAAACGUCGUAGCGAUGCAAUCACAAAACAAUUACAGAAAGACAAACAAGUGUAUCGAGCCACACAUCGUCUAUUGCUGCUCGGCGCCGGUGAAUCGGGCAAAUCGACCAUCGUCAAGCAAAUGCGAAUAUUGCACGUCAACGGUUUUUCGGACACAGAGCGAAAGCAAAAAAUAGAAGAUAUUAAAAAGAAUAUUCGUGAUGCCAUUUUGACAAUUACCGGUGCUAUGAGCACACUCAAUCCACCUAUAGUUCUUGAAAAACCAGAAAAUCAAGUGAGAGUCGAUUACAUUCAGGAUUAUGCGUCAGGGCCUGACUUCAACUAUCCACCAGAAUUUUAUGAGCACACAGAAGAACUGUGGAAAGAUCGUGGCGUUCAACAAACGUUCGAACGAUCAAACGAGUAUCAAUUAAUUGACUGUGCAAAAUACUUCUUAGAUCGUGUCAGUGUCGUGAAAAAGCCAAAUUACACUCCUUCCGAGCAAGACAUCUUACGAUGUCGUGUUUUAACAUCAGGAAUAUUCGAAACUAGAUUUCAAGUGGAUAAAGUUAAUUUUCAUAUGUUUGACGUCGGCGGCCAGCGUGAUGAACGUCGCAAGUGGAUUCAGUGUUUCAACGAUGUCACAGCAAUUAUAUUCGUAACUGCCUGCUCUAGCUAUAACAUGGUUCUUCGUGAAGAUCCAACACAAAAUCGACUCCGAGAGUCACUUGAUUUAUUUAAAAGCAUUUGGAAUAAUAGAUGGUUACGUACAAUAUCGGUCAUUCUUUUCCUGAACAAACAGGAUUUAUUAGCCGAAAAAAUAAAAGCAGCUAAAAGCAAAUUAUCAGAUUAUUUUGCUGAAUUUAAUAGAUAUCAAACACCUGGUGAUGCUCUAAUUGAGCCAGGCGAAGAUCCAGAAGUAAUACGCGCAAAAUAUUUCAUUCGAGAUGAAUUUCUGCGUAUAUCGACAGCCAGUGGAGAUGGCAAGCAUUACUGUUAUCCACACUUUACAUGUGCCGUUGAUACGGAAAAUAUAAAAAGGGUGUUCAAUGAUUGUCGAGAUAUUAUUCAAAGAAUGCAUCUUCGUCAAUAUGAACUUUUAUAGAUAGAAGUACAUCAAGUUCAUUUUAAAGAUAUCGUCAUUAAACUAAACUUAACUAACAAAAAUAAAAUCGUAAUUAAUUUAUAAAUAAAUGAAUAAAAAAAAGAAGAAAAUAUAUAAAUAAAAAUAUAAUUAUCAUUGAAUGUUAUUGAGUGAAAAAUUGCUAUUGAGCAUUUGCUCUAGGACGUUCUAUGAGCGAGUUGCCAAAAUGAAUUCGCACUAUAGAGCCACACACACGCACACACACGCACACACACACACACACACGUUGAAAACGAAGCAAGAAACAAUUUAGAAGAGUCGCAAUUGACCAUUUUCAAAAUUGAUGAUCGUGUGAUCGAAGCAAAAGAAGCGAAGCGAUGCGAAAAUCCCGAUGUCAUAUUGAUUGGCUUGGGAUUCCGUUGUGUGCUUGGCAUAUUAGAGACAUUCGUCCAAUUUGGCUCGUGGAUAGUUUCGAUAGCAAUCGCUCAACGACAAAUUUUCAUUGUAAAGUAAUAUUUAAUUGUAAUUAUUACUGAAAAUAGAAAUAAAUACACAAAAAAGAUAUAUUUAAAGAAAUGUAAGAGAAAAAAAAUUAUUAAAAAAAAAAAAACAAAUGCAGGGUGUAUCAAAACAAAAGAGAAAUAACAUAUACAACCACUUCAAAAAAAAAAAGAGUUGCAAAUCAAUAAAACAAACAACCAACAAAAUAUAACACAAGAGAAAGAAAGCAAGCAAAAAAUGGAGUUAGAAAAAAUCUAAUAAAAAGCAAAUGUGUCAAUCAAAGGAAUCAAACCAAUUAAGAGAUUUUCAUCGACAAAUGCUGUAGUAAAAGAAAAAAAAAACCAACAAAACCAACCAAAAAGAAUACAAACACUGAAAUGCAUGCAAUAAAAAAGCAAAAAAGCAACCGAAAAUCAGUUUCUUCAUCAGUUUUCAUUUUAUCGAUCCCGGCCACUUACAUACACAUACAUACACAUUGAAAUAACACAAACGGAUCGAUCAAGUGUAAAACAAGCCGCCGAUAAUCAGUCUUCAUCUUCAUUUCUUGGCCUUCCAUGCGCACAGUCAGUGUUGUACAAAGAUAAAAUUUAGAUAGAUAAGAUGAAGAUAGAUAAGAUAAGAUGAUAUCUUUAUCUUUACUGAUUUAGGUCACUCAGAUUGGUCAUCUAUCUUGAUAUCUUAUCUGAAUACUUCUUUCGUUAUCUAUCUCGAAUUUUUUAGAUAAUUUAGAAGAUAAUUCGAUUUUCUCAUAGAAAAAUAUCAAAGAUAACUAAAAAAUAAUUGGAAAAAAAUAUCUUAUCUUUUAUUGGAUAGAUAAGAUAAUAUCUCAUCUUCAUCUAAAUUAUUUUUAUGAUUUUUCACAAAUAUCUUAUCUUUAUCCAAAUAAAUUUCAAGUCCUUUUGUACAACACUGCGCACAGUGCACAACAACAGUUGCAUUCAAAUCAUUUUUUUUUUUUUAAAAGAAACAAACACAAACCGUGAAUUUAAUGAGAAUGUGGAAAUAAAACCAACUUAUUUUAUUCAGUUUAGUUCUUUUUUUAAAUUAUUAUUAUUAUUUCUUAACAUGUUGUUUGAAAAGUGCCCGAUUGAUUGAUAAACAGAUAGAGAAAAUAAAAAACGAAAAACGAAGAAGACGAAGAAAUUCCAUUUGUGUUACCUCCAAGAUUCUGUUUCAUUCGAAAAUAUACUCGAAAUCCGAGUGAACCAAUAAGAAUGUAGCAAAAUCUUGCACCAAUUUUUAGUUUUUCCGUUGUGUUAUAGAGAAGAUAAACAGAGAAGGAGAGAGAGAGAGAGAGAGAGAGAGAGAGAGAGAGAGAGAGAGCGUGCAUUAUUAAACACAUGUGCAACUAAUAACAGCAAUUACGACAGAGUUAUACAAAAAAAAGAAGAGUUAUUAUUUUUAAAAUAAAACCAAACUAAAAAAAAAUGAACGAAUAAAAAGAAAAUCCGAGAAAAGUCGUGUUUGUGGAAUUGAAACAGGAAGGAGAAAGAAACCAGCAUAAAAAUCACUUAAAAUUAACAAAACAAAUAAUGAACACCUCACCGGUAUUCAUUCAGUGACCGAUACAUUUAAUAUAUUUAAGUCGAAAACUGGCAAAAAAUUGAUACUAUAUAUAUAUGUUAGGGAAAAAAAAAUUACAUAGUAAUUCACAAAUAAGCGAAACAUGGGCCCGUUUAUCGCAUAUUUUGAGCUUUUUAUUUUUUUAUUUUUUAACGAGAACAUUUUUUGUUUGUUUAAAUUCUCAACCAAUUCGAAAUGUGAAUACAGAGGCAAUUGUUCCUUGGACACGACGACCUCUAUUUGUUCGUUGUUCGAAAUAAGCACGUUUCAUGGCUUCAAACCAAAAUCCGACCAAACACAUCUCAUGUAAUAAUUUAUUUUUAUGGUCAAAAAAAAAAUAAAAACAAAACAAAAACUAAAAUCAAGUGAAGAAGAAAAAAAAGUUCUUUAAAUUGUGCGAUGAUGUGGCCGGAGUUGUUCGUUUUGUUUGUGAAAUAAAACAAGAGAAACUCCAAAAUAAACCACACGACAAACAAAAAACAACCACAACAACAAAAAAAAAACAACCAGAUAAAAGCCCAAAAUACAGCCCGUUGAAAUCAACGGGAGAUACGCAAUAUAUAAUUACCAAUAAACCCGCCGCUUAUUAUUCAAGACAUUUAAAGUCCUAAUUUUAAUACAAGUGAAUCGAAGUUGCUAAGUUUUCUUUGAAUCGGCGAAGGCUGAUCCAGUAAUUGGCUGAGCAAAUUUUGGUUUAUUUUUAUGUUUUGUUUAUAUUUCGUUGUUGUUGCUGCUGUAGAGAAUGUUCCAAUUAAAUUUGAAACUAAAACAGCGCUCCAUAUGCCUUGAAUGUGUUGCUUUUUGUUUUAAACACAAACCGGCACAGAGACAGUGACAUUAAAAGGGAGAUACAUUCUAGUCCAUUGUAAGAACCAUUCGAGAAAGAAAAAAAAAAACGAAAUUUGUUGCAAAAAGAUGAAACUGAGAAUUACCAUUGGCAUUUCGAAGAGGAAGAAGAAAAAAAACACACACACAUCAAUGUGAUACACGCGAUUUGGAGGUGUUGCUCGAAAGCUUUCUUCGUUCAAUGCAUAAUGUACACCUCUUAGCGGCCAACCAAAUUGAAUUGUUUAUUUUCUUUUUCGUUUCAUUCUUUUGAAUUUUUUCAUUGUAUUUUAGAUCACACAACGCUUUACCACAUUCUUCUUAUUCUUAUUCGGCUAUCGAUAUUUCCAUGGCGCACAACAUACAAAUUUUUAUUAUGCACAAUCGCAUUUUUUUUUUUUUGUAUCAUGAUAAACAAAAUUCAUGCAGAGAUUCUGUUGAUAUAGCCACACACAGCUCAAUGAGAGAGCCAGCCGAGAAAUUGUUGGUGCACAUUACAUAAGAAUUUCAUUUCAAUCACCUAUCGCCACGAUCCAUGAUGCAAUUUUCUGCCUUUUUUGUUUCACAUAAUUUCAUUCAAAAAAAAAAAAAUAAACCAUAGAGGAACCAUGCGCACACAAAUUGAACAACACACAAAUCACAUUUCAACUCAUUGACAUUUAGGGAUGGACCACACAACAGUUAAGCUAAAAAUCGCUUUCAUUUUCAAUUGUUUUGCAAUGGAGAAUUGAAUUUAUUCAAAUCGGUUCUAUUUAUAAAACAGAAAAAUUUUGAGUUUUGCCAUCAGGAGCAACCAGUAGAAUGUGACACCUUUACCGUGUGGAAUGACAGCUUUUUUAUCAAUGAAAUUGAUUAGGAGAUUUUUGCUAAUUUUCAAUAUCGACAAAGUCAUCUGAAUGUUUAAUCAGCCUGUCAUUUUGUUUGAAAACAACAACAAAACCAUGAAAUUAAACUCAAGUAGAGAAUAGAAUGAAUAAGAAUGCACUGUGGGCGAUCCAAUUUAGAAUUCAAUUUUUAGAAUUUUUAUAAAAUUUCUGUUGAAAUGUUGAUCUUUUUUGUUUUUUUUUUUUUUUUUUCAUUUCGAUGAAGUGAGAGUCGAUCAGUCAUAAUGAUGCACUGAUGUGAUGGUGCGCGUAUAUAUUGUUAUCAGAUUGCUGUGAAAAAACAUAAAAAUCGUGUCAAUAGUUGAAUCAUUCAAUAAAAAGAGAAAAAAAAAAUCCGCAUAAUAUAUUUCUCAUUAAAACAUCAAUUUCCAUUCCAUGUGGCCAUUCCAUUUGAGCCAAUCUGUUUUGCUUGAACAACUGCAAUGAAAUCUCUCAAUGUUUGGUGGUUUGCAUGAAACGAGCUAAACCAAUGUGCAGCUCAGAGUCUAUGAGAAUUCAUAAUAUGAAUAUUCUAAAUAUGAAAUAUGCAUUCUCCCCCAUUUUCUCUGUUCAAAAUUGCACGCAAACACAUCAAACGAACACUCAAACUCACACAAACACAUUGAACGAACCGAGAGUAAUUGAGGAACCUUCAACAAAAGUGAAGAAUCAAAUGAAUUGUGAACAAAAAUAUACAUAAAACGCUGCUGAGCGCUCAAAUGUAUCACACUUCACAGCCAUUUAAACGGAAAUUAGACGAUCUAUUAACGCUGAUUAUUAUUGAAUGCGAGACAGAGACGAUGCGAACGAGAGAAAUACACACAAACACCCAAAACACCCAUUCAGCUAAAUGGCAAUUGAAAUCGGACUGAACAUUUUUACAGCCACAAAACACACUAGCUCUUGUUUCUUUUUCGGGCUUUUUUUCGGUGAUUUUUUAAUCUAUUUUUUUUUCUCCAUAUGCUGUAUACGUGUUACAAUAGUAUGACCAAAUAAAAACAAAACUAGCAAAUGUGAAAGAAGAUGAAUAUUUUCAGUGCGAUGCCUUUUCUCUCUCGUCUAGUUACAGUUUGGUUGGUUGUCUUGCAAUUUGUAUGAAGUAAAUUUACGUUGAAUUUCAUUGUUUUUUUUUUCAUUGUGCUGUCCAUGGUGUGUACAAUUGAUGAACAUUUCGAUUAGGUAAUAAUUUUAACUGCUUUUGCGCACUUGAAAAUCACAUACAAAUCCCCAUUCUUCCCUGCAAAUGUGCAACUCUUAUAGCUGAAUUUUAGCUCGAAAUGGUGCAUCAUUUCUUAGAAGCAUCAUUCAAUCACAAUUGUGAUUUUCUCCAGAAAAAGCCCCAAAUUUAAACGAAACCACUCAAUGAGUAAGAGAAACUCUGUUUUUAGUGAGUCACAAUUCAACCGUAUGUACGAAGUAAUCGAACUCCAUAAUGAGGAUCUACAAAAAAGACAAACACCACAGUAAUUAGCAACAGCGGCAAAGAAAUCACAAACCAGUUAAAGUUGAAUACACAUUGUACGUAAAGCAUAAAAUGAAUGAGAAGAAUUUAUAUACAAAGAAACUGAAACUAGUGAAUCCGAUGAUUAUUAAUCAUCGCUAAAAAAAAACCCACAACAAAUGAGUCCUUGUUAUUAUUACUAUUAUUAUUAUUAUUUUUUAUUUGUAUUAUUAUUAUUGUUACGCCAUGCGCAGCUUUCUACCGAAACAAUUUCAAUCAAUGGCUGCUCUUUUGACUGCACUGACCCGGCAAAUCGACAACCAUUUGGGGCUCAUUCCCUUUUCAUGUGCAUCAUUCUUUCUAUCCCGCUGAAUAUACUUCGGAAGCUGGUUCGACAGAACAAAAAAAAAGAAAAAAAAACUUUGAUGCAACAAUUUGAAAUGAAAUCUCUGCAAACUGAUUCAUUCGAACAGAGAAGGUCUUUUUGUCUAUGUGCCUUUAGAAGCAAUCAAUUCUUUUACUUUCAACAUCAAAACUGUGGAAAAUUGAUAGACUCGAUACUGUUGAAAAGAGAACAAAAUCGAUACUAAAACAAGAAUUGGCAAUACCCAUUCGUCGAAUGGGAUUGGCUUUGGGAAAAGUUAAAUAUUUGGUUGGCUUUUUUUUGAAUCAUUUUAUUUUUUUCAUGUUACGAUGAGACAGAGUUUGUAGAAAAUCCACAUUUCCUUCCAGAGAAGAAUAGUUCUUUGUGAAAUUUUAAUUAAAAAAAAAAAAAAACGUUCGAAUUGAAAAUGGAAUUCAAUACCGAACAUCCACAACAUUGCAAAUGCAAACGCAAAUAAACGAUUCCCCUUGCAUAUCGCGUUGCCGGAACUGCAAGCGACAGAAGCAUCGGUCGAGUUGAACCAAAAAUUAACUCUGGAUGUGACCUUCGAACACAAUACAGCAACAUGAAACGCCCGACUUUGUCAUUAUACAAAUCGUUCAAAAACGGAAAACGUUUUUCGUUGUAAAAGCUCGGGAUUUGUAGUCAUUUUUCAUGGUGUUCAAAGGAGAAAAAAAAAGUCAUCGGUGUUCGACAUUGAUUGGUUGUAAGCUGUAUCACUGAUGUUGGACGAAGCGCAAAAGAAAGUAUUCGACAAACGAUUUUCGUUUGUUUUGUGAUACGAUUUGAGUGGGUCAAAUCUCCGACAAACACACACACACACAUACACAACUUAAAAAUUAAAAACGCAAUCGCAUAGCUACUUCACGGAUGAAUACCAAUUGUCAUCAUGUGAGGCAAAAUUGGCCAUUUUUUUCUUUUUUAAAUAUUUUGAAUUUUACAUUUAUUUUGUUUCUACCCUUUGAAUAAACACCCAGUUUUGUAGAAAGCUUUUUUGCACAGUAGCUUCCGAAAUCAGUUUAUAAGAUGAGUAAAUGAUUGAAAGAUAUAAACAAAUUGAACAGAUACAUACACACACAUACACCAAUUACAAAAAGAAUCUUCGAUUUAAAAUAAUUUAAUAGAUAACAACAACAAAAACAACAACAAACGAAGAUAAAAGCAAACAAUUGCAAAGAGAAGAAUUUAAAUUGAAAACAAGAAAAAAAAAAAUAAACACAUACAAAUAAAUCUUCAAGUAAUAAGAUAAUUACCAAGAAGAGAGAAAAACAGAAGCUAUUUAUUGUAAAUACAUAGUAAAUAUAUUGUAUUUUAUUUUAUUUUAUUUUAAUUUUGCGUUGUUUUAUUUUCAAUAUCAUCCUGUAUUUCUGUAUAAUCACUGCUUUCAUUCUCCCAACCCACCCCUUUGGAACUGUCUCUUCACUCAUGCUACUAUCAUAUAUCUUUCUCUUGCGCUGUCUCUAUCCUCCUAUUUCUUUUUCUCUUUCUGUUUCUCUUCCUCCCUCAAUCUCACUCGGUCUCUGUCCCUCUUCCUCUUUCACUGUCAUUAAAGAAAGCUCUUCAUCUGCCUUUGUCGACGCUGCCAUCAAAGUACGCGUUCAUUGUAUUUUUUCCCACAUUAAGCAAAAGUCAACAGCAAUACAGCAACCGAAACAUAUAGCAACAAAUUUGAAAAAUUCCCUGUCGUUUGUUCUUUCACUGUUCUUUUUCAGUUGUCAUUUGGCAAAUGCCCUUUAAAAGAACAACAAUAACAACAGCAGCAACAAAUCGCUUUUUUUCUUCCUCCCCUCUCUCUCUCUCUCUCUCUCUCUCUCUCUCUCUUUCCGUUGUUCACGUUCCUCUAGUCGGAUUGAAAAUAAAAUCGAUUGUUUGCCAGCUAUAAACAUGUAGUUGAAAAUCAUGUUGAUACACGCACAAAAGCAUCCACUCGAAAUCAUUUUCUAACAAUGUGACUCUUUUUUUUUCCUCUCCCAUUCAAACAUUGAUAAUAAUUUACUAUAAUUUACAACGUAUGCACAAAAUCCUUGCAAAUGUAAUUUGUCCUCUCUGUUUUUCUUCUGUCGUUCGGCGAAGAGAGAUGAAUUGAAUCCAAAACUUUGAUUUCACAAAGAACAUAACACAUGAACAAGCAAAAAAAUGGGCAGAAAAACCAAUCGAAUCAAAAGCAAUUUUUAUUAUGCAUAAUGACCAAUAAUUAAUUUUUAUUCGAUGUUCUCCAGCAAAAUGGAAUUUUAUAGCGAAACAAGAAAAAAAAAGAAACUAAUUUGAAGAAGUAAAUGGCUUUUGUCGCACACGAAGUGAAAUUGUUUUGGAAAUUCGAAUUAUAGCCGCAUCCAUAGCACUGGGACAUUUAGUGAAGCUACGGCACGAAGAAGGAAAUCAGAACUUUUCUUUUCGAAAAGUUCGAGUAAAAAAACAACUGUUUUCGUUCAUUCUUCAGUUCCGUUGCUCAUGCUGUCGACAUACAAAUUCACCAUAAUACCCCGAAAGAGACACACACGCACACACACACACUCAAACGAACACAUACAAAAGCGAUUAUAUUUGAUGCCUAGGCAAUAGCGCCUGAGGUAUAGGGGACAAAAAGCCACACGAUCCAGAUUCGUUGAACCAGAGAAAUACAUGAAAUUUAUAUUCAUUCACUCAUGUUGAAAGAAAAAAAAGAGGAGAAGAAAUAUGAAACACUCGGACAUUCGGUGCGAUCUCCUUAUUUCCAUAAGUUUUCAUACUUUGCUCUUAAUUUCAUAACUUAAAAACAAAGAUAUUUAAACAAGAAGAAGAAGAUUGAAGAAAAAUAAAACCAAACAACAACAACAACAACAACAACAUACAUUUAAUGUAAAAUUUAGAAAUUAGAAAUAGUUUUUCAUGUGUAAAAAAAAACCCAAAACAAGACAAAGAAAUAAGAUGUAUGAAAAUCGAGUAAACCAAAGAUAUUCUGAAUGAAAAAAAAGCCAUUUCAAACAGAAGAACAUUCAAAACAUUUAAGAGAAUCUACCGCACACAAUCAUGUGGCCAGAGAAUUGUUUGCAUUCUGCUCACAUUUAGCAGAUUCUUUUUGCCUCUCUUUCUCACACACAAAAACAUUUACACAACACAUGCAACAACCAACACAACAAAACAGAAUGUAUAAUCAACUUUCGCAACAACAACAAAACCUAAAACCAAAGCUUAAGGGAAAAACUGGAAAAAGAAGAAAAAGAAGAAGAAGCAUCAACAACAAAAAUUACAUCUAAAUUGCAAAGCAAAA